Messenger RNA from Annulohypoxylon truncatum, 3763 nucleotides. RefSeq names its product DNA polymerase family A. Gene Ontology annotation, biological process: mitochondrial DNA replication. NCBI's taxonomy places the organism in Eukaryota, Fungi, Ascomycota, Sordariomycetes, Xylariales, Hypoxylaceae. The coding region runs from base 70 to 3510 and encodes 1146 amino acids. Gene Ontology annotation, molecular function: DNA binding; 3'-5' exonuclease activity; DNA-directed DNA polymerase activity. Gene Ontology annotation, cellular component: mitochondrion; gamma DNA polymerase complex. The record is from RefSeq and is a predicted model, not a curated record. The transcript has 2 exons.
AUUCGCACCUGGAAAACGAAGAGUUUUAAAACCUCAUCAGAACGACAUGAUCUCAAACAAACGGCGGUGAUGCUUCAUCCUGCAAAAGCCCGCGUGAGAGACGCAUCAACCGCGAGCUUCGUGCGUCUUGCCAAGCACCGGGCGCAAUGUCAUCGUCCUCGGCAGCCACCAAUGGCGCAUUUAUCGCACUUGAGAUGGCAGACCACAGCCGCAGUCGCGCAAUCUCUUAAUGAACCUAUACCCGUGCGACCGAGAAGCCUUGCCAUCCCCUCCGACGCUCGGUUCAACGAAAUAGGCGUGCAACAAGUUAGUGCCCGUAUAUAUGAUCAGGUUUUCCCGAUAGGUGGCGAGAAACCACCAGAAGAACUGGUGAAGCUAUCGAAAGACCACCUGACUCGCCAUGAUCUCCUCGGAAAGAAUACCGACAACAAUGCGCCGAUUGCAUUUGACGUGCCCAAGCUACAGGGCCAGACCUUAGAUGAGCAUUUUUACAAAUUAGGCAUUGACUGCGCCGAGCCAUUCCUGUCAAAGGCGAAAGAGUUCGCGAGACAGAAUGUGCCCCCUCGACCGAAAAAAUGGGUGAGGCAAAGUGGUUGGACGAAAUAUUACCCCGACGGGCAGACAGAGCGCCUCGAGUCGCCUGAUGCCGAUAUGCUAUGUUUCGACGUCGAGGUUAUGUGGAAAGAAAGUUCCUUCGCCGUUAUGGCAUGCGCAAUGAGCCCAACAAAUUGGUACGCAUGGCUAUCACCCUGGCUACUAGGCGAAUCCGAGUCAGAUAGACAUCUGGUUCCAUUAGGCGAUCCAACUAAGGACCGAAUUAUCGUUGGUCAUAAUAUUGGAUAUGACCGAGCGAGAAUCCUGGAGGAAUACGACUUGAAGCAAACGAGAAACUCAUUCCUUGACACUAUGUCGUUGCACGUUGCGGUUAAUGGCAUGUGUUCGCAACAACGACCAACGUGGAUGAAGCACAAAAAGAGUAGGGAACUUCGGGAUAAGAUUGCCAAAGAAACGGACAACAUCGAACUAGCAAACCUAUUGGCGAACAAUCGAGAAGAUGAAGAAGAACUCUGGGUCGAGCGCAGCUCGGUGAAUUCUCUUCGCGACGUCGCCAAGUUCCAUCUAAACGUCACUAUCGAUAAAGCAGCUCGAGACCACUUUGGGGAGUUGGAUCGAGAGGGUAUCUGCGGCAAGCUAGACGAGCUGCUCGACUACUGCGCAGCAGAUGUGGCGGUUACUCACAGAGUUUACGGCAUUGUGUUUCCUAAUUUCCUUGGAGUCUGUCCUCACCCUGUCAGCUUUGCCGCAUUACGACAUUUAUCAUCCGUAAUUCUUCCUGUCAAUAAGUCCUGGGAUGAGUAUGUUGCCAACGCAGAGGCAACUUAUCACAGACUAUCUAACAACGUCCAAGAACGUCUAGUGUCACUUGCAGAGAAGGCAUUGGAAGUCAAAGACGAUGCCGAAAAAUGGAGUAAUGACCCCUGGAUGAAGCAAUUGAACUGGUCUGGCCAAGAAAUUAGGAUGGUCAAAGGAAAGAAGAAGGACGACCCCCCUAGGCCUGCUGCUCGUCAGAAAAAGCCGGGAAUGCCGAAAUGGUAUAAGGAUCUAUUCCCGAAGACCGAUGCACCCAUCAACCUCACGGUCAGAACUCGAAUCGCACCACUCCUGCUCCGACUUACGUGGGAUGGUUAUCCCUUGGUCUGGUCUGAUAAAUAUGGCUGGACUUUCAAAGUGCCGCUUUCAGAUAUGGCAAAAUAUAGUUCGACGCAACUUGUCCGAUGCGACUUCUCGGAUGAACGUAUAGAGGCCUUGAAGAAUGACAUGGACGCGCUGUAUUUCAAGUUACCUCACAAAGAUGGCCCUGCUGCGAGGUGUUCGACCCCGUUAGCUAAGAGUUACCUUGUAUACUUUGACAAGGGGACUCUAUCGUCGGAAUAUCCACUGGCAAAAGAGGCUCUCGACAUGAACGCGUCCUGUUCUUACUGGAUCAGUGCUCGGGACAGAAUUCAGUCUCAAAUGGUCGUCUACGAAAAGGAGAAGUUUGGGGAUGGACAGAAGCUAAAUGGAGAACACGACAAUGAUAAUGGUUACAUCUUGCCACAGGUUAUUCCCAUGGGCACUAUCACUCGAAGAGCGGUCGAAAAUACUUGGUUGACCGCUAGCAACGCGAAGAAAAACCGGGUUGGUUCUGAAUUGAAGGCAAUGGUUAAAGCACCGCCAGGCUAUUGUUUCGUGGGUGCCGAUGUUGACUCUGAAGAAUUAUGGAUUGCCAGCGUAGUUGGAGACGCCACUUUCAAACUCCACGGUGGCAAUGCUAUCGGCUUCAUGACUCUCGAAGGCACAAAAGCCGCAGGAACCGACCUUCACUCCCGCACAGCUUCCAUCUUGGGCAUAACGCGUAAUGACGCCAAGGUUUUCAACUACGGUCGAAUUUACGGAGCUGGGCUCAAGUUCGCUGCUACCUUACUCAGGCAGUUCAACCCUAACCUCUCAGAGCAAGAAACGAUAGACGUCGCCGGAAAAUUGUAUGCCGCGACGAAGGGCGCGAAGACCAAUAGGAAAGCACUUUGUAAACGACCUUUUUGGAGAGGUGGGACGGAGUCAUUUGUCUUUAACAAACUCGAGGAGUUCGCGGAACAAGAACGCCCGCGGACGCCAGUUCUCGCCGCUGGAAUCACCGAGGCACUAAUGGGGAGAUAUAUUAGCAAGGGAGCUUAUCUGACCUCUCGCAUCAAUUGGGCAAUUCAGUCAUCGGGAGUGGAUUAUCUUCAUCUUUUAAUUGUUUCGAUGGAUUAUUUAAUUCGGCGUUUCAACAUUGACGCUCGUCUCGCUAUCAGUGUCCAUGACGAAAUUCGUUACCUCGUCAAGAACGAAGACAAAUAUAGGGCCGCUAUGGCGCUUCAAAUUUCUAACCUUUGGACGCGAGCGAUGUUCUCGCAACAAGUAGGCAUCGAUGACCUACCGCAAUCAUGUGCCUACUUCUCUGCGAUUGAUAUUGAUCAUGUUCUUCGCAAGGAGGUGGAUAUGGAUUGCGUAACGCCCAGCCACAAGACACCCAUUCCACCCGGCGAGAGCAUCGAUAUAAUUGCAUUACUCGAGAAAGGAGAUAAAGCGUAUCUCGACCCAGGUAUCGUCCCAGCGAAACACGCCCCACAAUUAGAGGGCAUAGUGUACACGGGUAGGACGCCUGUUAUGAAGCAGCUAAACGACUCCGAAGACCGCAAGGAUCUCAGCUUUUUAAGAGCCCAGAUUUCAAGCGACGACAAAGAGCUCAGGGAAAUUCUCAAGGACCAGAGGAAGGCAUCUGGCGGCGGGUCGACUAGUGGGGCAGCAAGAAAACCCAGGCAGAAGAAACUGGUUCCGUAUAGCUCGCAUGCUCAGCUCAUACCGCAUAUGUACCGGCCGUUCGAGGCGAAGUUUACGUCGAAGAAAGACUUCAAGGAAGAGUCUUGGACUUUCGAGGGCAUGCCGCCGCCGCCGCGCUCCUGGAGAGGUAGCGGGCCGAGACUGUGAUGUUCUAUGCUAUCUAUCACUGCUGUUGACACAGCGUUAUUUUCUUUUUACAUAUCGUCAUUGUGCUGUAAUAUUGGUUAUGGGGGUAUGCGGCAUGCGGCAUGACCUCAGGGGGGCGGCAGCAUAUUAAAAAUGGUACCAAAAAGCGGCGUUUGGGAGGCGGUCCUUACGGAGUAUGUAAUGACUUGAAGCCCUAUGCCAUAAUGUGUCUAUGUAUUUCAAAAUUCGAAUCAUUACUAUUACCCCCUUUUCC